AGGCAUCAUAUCAUAUAUAUAAUAUAAUAUAUUAUGUAAUAUUAGGUAAUGCAAUAUUAUAUAGAUAAUUGACUAUUGAGUUAUAUACUCAGUAUAUUAUCUCCUUAUGAAUUUUUAAUAAACAUAAUUAACUUAGAUAAUGCCUAAUUCUAAACUUCAUUAGCCAUGAGUCAUACAGAACCAACAAAAGAAAAUGGAUUACCAUUCUAUGCAAGUGGUAUAGUUGUUAAAGGAUUUGGGCGAGGUUCAAAGGAUUUGGGAAUUCCUACAGCUAAUUUUAGCCGUGAUGUAAUAAAAGAUUUACCUAAAAACAUAAGUACUGGAGUAUAUUAUGGAUGGGCACAGGUUGAAAAAUCACCAGUUUACAUGAUGGUUAUGAGUAUUGGUUGGAAUCCGUUUUAUAACAAUGUAGAAAAGUCUAUGGAAAUCCAUAUUCUUAAACAAUUUGAUGAAGAUUUUUAUGGAUCUAAUUUAAAAGUUAAGGUUGUUGGUUUUAUUCGACCAGAAUUAAAUUUCAACUCUGUUGAUGAACUAGUCAGUACUAUUCAUUCAGACAUUGACUAUGCUAAACAAAAUUUAGAUGAAAACGAAAAAAUGGACGUAUACUUUGAUUUAUAACUAGAAAUUGUAAGACAAUUAAAAUUUAUUAUUCCAUUUUAUGAAUAUAAGUGUAUGACAUAAAAUAUGUUCCUCCAUGUUUUAUAAAAUUGUACCAUUACAUUAUAUUGUUGAUACGUUUAAAAAAAUAAUACAUAAUUAUUGUUCAAUCAUUUUAUUAGUAACAAAAUUAUAAUUAUUUAAGUAAUUUUAUUGGUACUCUGGUACUCUCUCAAUAUACUUAAUCAUUAUUGUUUUUAGAAAUAAAAAUUCACAUUUUUUGCGUAAA
Molecule: messenger RNA, 886 nt
Organism: Aphis gossypii (cotton aphid)
Lineage: Eukaryota; Metazoa; Arthropoda; Insecta; Hemiptera; Aphididae
Gene: Rfk
Product: putative riboflavin kinase
Exons: 5
Coding region: 166-618 (150 amino acids)
Biological process (GO): FMN biosynthetic process; riboflavin biosynthetic process
Cellular component (GO): mitochondrion
Molecular function (GO): riboflavin kinase activity
Source: RefSeq, a predicted model, not a curated record